CCCACAAUGCAGCGGGGUAUGCUGGUCGCUGUUUUGAGCAGGGCCGUGGGGUCUUAAACAUGAACGGGACGAUGGGGACAGCCGAGCCCUGAUCAACUCCUCAAACUUUUAAGUGGCCUGUCUCCCUGGUCAUCUUCACUGAGCUGUUGGGAACGGGGACAAGCGUGGCAGGACAGGAGGGAUGGACGAGUCCUUAAGUUCAGUGAAAUCAGUCAGACAGUCUCAGUCCAGAGGAGCCAAGGCCUCGUCUGCUCAGAAGUCCAAUAAAGAGGCUUCUGUGCAGAGAGAGGGGGUCAAGUCUGCGCUGCGGAGCAAAGAAAACCUCACGGCUGCCAAGGAUGAUCGAAACGCAGGCGGCCAGGUGAGCCGCGCACCUGGCAGCACGUUUCCAGAUGAGAAGAAGAGAGGACGGCCCAGCAGAGGGACCAGACUGUCUGGAAGAUCAAGUUCUGGGGAGAGCAGCAAAGGCAAGGGGGCAAACUCUCAACAUCAGCCUUCCGAGUCCAGGACGCCCAUUUGUGCAGACACCUGCAGCUCCUCGACUAACAGAGAGGCCACCUCUCCGUUGGUGCCUGCUACAACUGGGAGGGGCCUCGCACAGCAGGACCACGCCUCAACUGGAGCUUCAGCGAAGGACAAGUCCCACGUCCUGAAGGCUGCAGCUUCGAUGCAGCAGCCCAGAGGAGAGGAGGCAGAGGAGAGGCCCGCUGCAGAGGAAGGACACCUGACGGAGCAGCAGCUGGGCCUCCGGCAGGUGGAGGAGCGCCUCUACAGAGACCACAUCCACCGGCUGCUAAAGCCAUCUCCUGAGUACCCAAACUAUCAAUACUUAUGCAAACUUUGCUCUGUGCACAUCGAUAACAUCCAAGGAGCCUACAAACACAUCAAGGAGAAGAGACACAAGAAGAACUUAGUGGAGAAACAGGAGGAGAAUGAGCUGCUCGCCAUCCCGCCGCCUUCCCCCGCCCAGCUGAGGGCGUUGGACGCCGCCGUCCUGGACACCGCCCGUCUGCACGGGAUCUCAGAGGAGGACUUGGAGGCUCGGAAGGCGGUGGUGUCGAGGAUGGAGGCGGUCGUCACGAGGCACCUCUCAGCUUGUUCCCUUCGCCUCUACGGUUCGUGUCUGACCCGUUUUGCUUUCAAAACGAGCGACAUCAACAUCGACGUCACGUUUCCUUCCACAAUGACCCAACCUGAAGUUCUGAUUCAGGUGCUGGAAAUCCUCAAAAACAGCCCUGAAUUUUCGGAGGUUGAGUCGGAUUUUCACGCCAAAGUUCCCGCCGUGUUCUGUCGGGAUCGGAGCAGCGGCCUGCCGUGUAAAGUGAGCGCAGGUAACGGCAUCGCCUGUCUCACCACCAGUCACUUGGCAGCUUUGGCUAAACUGGAGCCCAGACUGGUUCCGCUGGUGCUGGCCUUCCGCUGCUGGGCCAGGAUGUGUCACAUCGACUGUCAGGCUGAAGGCGGCAUCCCGUCGUACUCCUUCGCCCUGAUGGUCAUCUUCUUCCUGCAGCAGAGGAAGGAGCCCAUCCUCCCCGUCUACCUGGGCCACUGGAUCGAAGGUUUCGAUGUGAAACGCGUCGACGAGUAUCACCUAACGGGGAUCGUUCAGGAAACGUUUGUCAAAUGGGAGCGGAGACGUCCGAGCGCCUCAGAGGGACGAGGGGAGAACCACAGCGAGGCCGGAGGAGACGGCACAUCCAAACCAGAGCCGAGUAAAUGUGAUGCUGCUCGUCCUUCGGUGGGACAGAGCCGUUUGGCCUCGGGCCUGACGAAGGACGCGUCUCUGGGCCGGCUCUGGCUGGAGCUUUUCCGUUUCUACACCCUGGAGUUCGCUCUGGAGGAGUACAUCAUCAGCAUCCGCUUGAAGGAGCUCCUCUCCAGGGAGGCCAAGAACUGGCCCCGCCGCAGGCUCGCCAUCGAAGAUCCGUUUGCCUUUAAGAGAAACGUUGCCCGGAGCCUGAACAGCCAGAUGGUGUUCGAGUACAUCCAGGAGUGCUUCCGCGCUGCGUACAAAUACUUCGCCUGCCCUCAGAGGAGGAGGCGCGCCGGAGGAGGAAGGGGCAAAAAGAGAGGUGAAAGGAUGGGGCAGCAGGAGGAGAAGGAGAGAGACGAUGAAGGUGGUUUAGAUCUGAUGGGUGAUGGGAAGAGACCCUCGUCCUGCGACAGCCUGCCGGACAGUGAAGAUGAGGAGGAGAACCAGGUUCCAGAGAGAGAAGCUGGGUCCCACGAUCUGCUCUACGUGUUUGAUAAAAUGAUUUUCACCGGAGGAAAGCCUCCAACUGUCGUGUGCAGCAUCUGCAAACGGGACGGCCACCUAAAGGACGAUUGUCCCGAAGACUUCAAGAAGAUCGAGCUGAACCCUCUGCCUCCGAUGAACGACAGGUUCAGGAAUAUCCUGGACGGACUCUGCAAACUGUGCUACUACGAACUGUCCCCUUCGCACGUAGAGCAGCAGAAACGGGAGCAGAUCCUCGUCGGCCUCGAGAGGUUUAUAAGAAAGGAGUACAACGAGAAAGCUCAGCUCUGCUUGUUCGGCUCGUCCAAGAACGGUUUUGGUUUCCGGGACAGCGACCUGGACAUCUGCAUGACUCUGGAGGGUCACGAGACUGCAGAGAAGCUGAACUGUAAAGAGAUCAUCGAAGGACUUGCGAAAGUAUUAAAGAAACAUUCAGGUUUGAGGAACAUUCUGCCCAUCACCACAGCUAAAGUGCCUAUUGUGAAGUUUGAACACAGACAAAGUGGACUGGAGGGAGACGUGAGCCUUUAUAACACCCUGGCCCAACAUAACACACGAAUGCUGGCGACGUACGCCGCUCUGGAUCCACGCGUGCAGCUCCUCGGUUACACCAUAAAGGUCUUUGCAAAGCGCUGCGACAUCGGGGACGCCUCCAGAGGAAGCCUCUCGUCUUACGCCUACAUCCUGAUGGUGCUUUACUUCCUGCAGCAGAGGCAGCCGCCGGUCAUCCCCGUCCUGCAGGAGAUCUUCGAUGGUAAGACUGUUCCGCAGCGGAUGGUGGACGGCUGGAACGCUUUCUUUUUUGACGACCUCGCCGAGCUGCGUCAGCGCCUGUCCAACUGUCAGCCGAACACGGAGUCGGUGGGAGAGCUGUGGCUGGGGCUGCUCCGGUUUUACACAGAGGAGUUUGACUUUAAGGAGCACGUCAUCAGCAUACGUCAAAAGAAACGCCUCACCACGUUCGAGAAGCAGUGGACCAGUAAAUGCAUCGCUAUCGAAGAUCCUUUUGAUUUAAAUCAUAAUCUUGGUGCUGGAGUGUCUCGCAAAAUGACCAACUUCAUCAUGAAGGCCUUCAUAAACGGGCGGAAGCUCUUCGGAGUGCCGUUCUUUCCCAUCCCCGGCACCGAAGUGGACUACUUCUUCGACUCGAAGGUGUUGACAGACGGAGAGCUGGCGCCCAACGACCGGUGCUGCAGGAUCUGUGGGAAGAUCGGACAUUACAUGAAGGAUUGCCCAAAGAAACACAGAAUGAAGAAGAAGGACAACGAGAAAGAUGAAGACUCCAAAGAGGACGAGCGGGACUUGAAGGAGAGACGUUGUUUCCAUUGUGGGGACGUUGGACACGUACGGAGAGACUGUCCCGAGUACCACCACCUGAAACAGAGGAACGCUGGGCCCCCAGCUCCUCACAUGGUUCGGGCCGUGGCAAGCUCCCAGUCGAUACCGAUCCCUCAGAGCGCCGCGGACGGUCCCGGCAGGACCAGACAGCUUUCUGAAUGUUCCGACAGUCUGCAGACUCCGCCUUACUCCCCGCAGCCCGCCGCUGUCCCACAGAGCUCCCCCCUGUCUUCAGGUUCCCCUCAGCCCUCCCACAUUAAGACAAGUUCUGUUCUGCAGAAGACGCCCCCCCAACCACAGGUCCCUCUGUCUCUCUUUAGUUUUCCCACCUCCCAUUCGUGCCAGUAUCAUCCAGGUGCUCUCACCGCCCUGGGGCUUCUUCCCUCCCACCAGUCUCACCAGUCCUCGGGCCAGCCCCCUCACCCAGUCCACAUGUCCUCCACCUCCUGGCCCAUCCACGGCCCGGUCCUCACGUCGUCCUCUGCCACCGUCCCCUCCCCGCCCGGCCUGAAGUUCGCCCUGCGUUCAGUGUCAGGGAACGGGAGUCCCGCGGGCGCCGGGGGAAGCCCCGGCUCCAUGAACCUGAACGACCCGAGCAUCAUCUUCGCGCAGCCGGCAGCGAGACAGCUGGGCGUGGGGGGGCUGGGGAGGGAGGGACUCUGGCACAACCACCUGGCACAACCUGGGUCACUCGUGAACAACGGCACUGUGGUGAAGUCAGAGUCCGGUCACCAGGCCCAGUUGGAAGCUCUGAGCCAGGCCUCGCGGUUAUGGGAGCACAACAAACGCCCGCAGUACACCCUGUCUCCAUCGUGGCCCUACAGGAUGCCCCAGAGCUUCAUGCAGCAGGGCAACGGGGACUUCCAGCCAGGCAAGACCUUUGUGGCCCAAGGUUCUGUGCUGCACCCAAACCCAAACUUCCCUCUGGUUCCUCACGUCCGCCAUCCAGUCAACCUGAACUUCAUCCAACAGAAGAAAUAAUCUUUUAAAUUUGGUUACGGUCAGUAAAACGACAUCACGCGGACAAAAGAUCUUUUUAAUGAAUUUUAUCAUUCUUGUACAGAUUUUAUUUUAUUUUUGUUCUCAUUGCAUUGAUUUGUGAUACAAAUGUUAAAUAUUUUAUUACCCCUGUUUUUGAGGGGGUCCAAAAAAGUGUUUUUUUUUUAUUUUCUGUGUAAAGAAGAAGUAAAAAAAAGUCAGCCUUUAUUUUUAUUAGCUGUGUUUGCGCUUUGCUCGCUGACAGUUGAAGUUUGAGCUUUGAGUAGAUGUUUGUUUCAAAAACAAUCUAACGCGUCGCCUCAAGUCCAGCAUGUAGUUCCAAAAGCAAGAGAUGGCAAAAAGAUAAAAAGAACAAAAAAAAUAAAGAAAACAA
Molecule: messenger RNA, 4946 nt
Organism: Nematolebias whitei (Rio pearlfish)
Lineage: Eukaryota; Metazoa; Chordata; Actinopteri; Cyprinodontiformes; Rivulidae
Gene: tut4
Product: terminal uridylyl transferase 4
Exons: 30
Coding region: 182-4555 (1457 amino acids)
Molecular function (GO): nucleic acid binding; RNA uridylyltransferase activity; zinc ion binding
Source: RefSeq, a predicted model, not a curated record